GUUAAUUCCUUUCCUACCUGUUCAUUCUCAAUCUUUUCUUUGUUCAACAUUAUACUACUUGCCAUUAGUAAGUAGUAUGAUUUUUAUAUGUUAAUUUAAUACAAUGACAUUUGCUUACAACUGCAGUUAAAUUACUUGUUCUAUUAUCAUUCUAUUAAUGUAUAGUUCUUAUUUUUCUUCUCCUUAAACAUUACUUGCUGCAUUUACCCUAUAGUGUAUGCUUUACCAGUGAAAGUUGUUUGUUCAUAUUUGUUUAUUCUUUGCUUGGCAUUCGCGGGCCGUUUGAACCGACACGUGGAUCGACCUUGACACAGCAUUGCUGUUUUUACUUAUUGACUGCACAGUGGUUGUGCAUUUGACGGCAUUUAGCCACAGACACCUCACAUUUUGAGGUUUGUAUAUUAUAUAUCUAUUUUUAUGUAAUAAAGUACCGUAUUUCAGGAUAUCCUGUAUUUUGGACUUUACGCGUCACUCUACGUGUGGUUAAAUCUAUAGUUUGGAUUAUCGUUUCGGAUUUCUUUCGGGAGAAAUUCACAGUACUCAAAAUUGGUCUUGUUGAUCUAUUUGGACGAUUAUCAAUGCCGGUUACUCGUAAUAUGUCUGGAAAACUGGAAAACGCUGAAGAAUAUCUUCGAGUCAAUUUAUCUUCACCUGUAUGCUUUACCAGUGAAAGUUGUUUGUUCAUAUUUGUUUAUUCUUUGCUUGGCAUUCGCGGGCCGUUUGAACCGACACGUGGAUCGACCUUGACACAGCAUUGCUGUUUUUACUUAUUGACUGCACAGUGGUUGUGCAUUUGACGGCAUUUAGCCACAGACACCUCACAUUUUGAG
Trichobilharzia regenti is the source of this 830-nucleotide messenger RNA. Lineage: Eukaryota; Metazoa; Platyhelminthes; Trematoda; Strigeidida; Schistosomatidae. The record is from the annotation of a GenBank genome assembly.